Molecule: messenger RNA, 291 nt
Organism: Pediculus humanus corporis (human body louse)
Lineage: Eukaryota; Metazoa; Arthropoda; Insecta; Psocodea; Pediculidae
Product: acyl-CoA dehydrogenase, putative
Exons: 2
Coding region: 1-291 (96 amino acids)
Biological process (GO): butyrate catabolic process; fatty acid beta-oxidation using acyl-CoA dehydrogenase
Cellular component (GO): mitochondrion
Source: RefSeq, a predicted model, not a curated record
AUGGCUUUACAAAUUGAAAGCGCUAGACUGCUAACUUGGAGAGCUGCUUAUUUAAAAGAUAAUAAGAUGCCUUUUACAAAAGAGGCAGCCAUGGCCAAAUUAGCUGCUUCGGAAACUGCAACUUUUUGCGCACACCAAUGUAUACAGAUAUUAGGUGGAAUGGGUUACGUGACCGACAUGCCUGCAGAGCGUCAUUACAGAGAUGCAAGAAUAACAGAAAUCUACGAAGGAACAUCAGAAAUACAAAGACUCGUGAUAUCUGCCAAUAUCAUCAAAGAACUCGGAGGUUGA